CCUUCACGACGAAUAUCUCGUGUUUGUUGGUUGCCGGCGAUACCCCUUUUUUAUAAAGUAACCUUACCAUCGAAAAAAAUGCCUUAUCGUGGCAAAUUGCGAUUGCUUAGCAGGGCCUGCUUCGCAUUCAGAAACUCGUGCGCCGAGAAGAGCAGCACACAUUUCGCUGCUAGCAUUCCCGGCAGGAAUUUCUCUGUAAGCAGCACGCUCGACAUGAGGUUCGUGCAGUUCGUCAGCAAGAACGGGGGACCCCAGCACUUAGGGGUGCAAUUGAAACAGGGUGGUGACAUAAUUGCCGUGUCCGCGGUCGACUCGCGGAUCCCCAACACGUUGAAAAAGUUCCUCGAAGGUGGCGAUGACCUUUUGAAAAAGGCCAAAAGAAUAGUGGCCGAGGGACGAAGCAUCAUACCAGAAGCAGACGUGAACUUUCUGGCGCCAGUAACACGGAUGGACAAAUUGGCGUGUGUCGGGCUUAACUAUAGCGGCCACUGCAAAGAGCAAGGUCUAUCGCCGCCGGAAUCGCCAGUAGUUUUUAGCAAAUUCCCGAGCAACAUUAUUGGCCCGCGCGACAACAUUAUGCUACCCCCGAUUUCGGAAAAAGUCGACUGGGAGGCCGAACUCGCGAUAGUAAUCGGCAAAAAGUGUAAAGCACUGAAAAAUGACGAAGGGGAGGAUUGUAUUUUCGGUUAUACAGUGGCGCAGGAUAUUACGGCGCGGGACUGGCAAAAGUCAAAGAGAAAUGGCGGCCAGUUCCUCCUGGGAAAAGCCAUGGACACGUUCUGUCCCUUGGGGCCGGCUGUGGUCACCAAAGAAUCUGUAUGCGACAUCAACAAUUUGUCUGUAAAAACAUGGGUAAAUGGUAACAUCAAGCAAGAUGGAAACACCAGUGAAUUGAUCUUCAAGCCCCACGAGAUUGUUGCCUACAUUUCACAAUUUAUGACUCUGCUACCGGGAGACGUGAUUCUAACUGGUACGCCAGCUGGCGUUGGUUUCACUCGUAAACCACCGGAGUUUCUACAGCGUGGGGACGUAUUAGAAACGGAAAUAGAGAGCUUGGGGCGCCUGAGGAACAAAGUUCUCUGAUCUGAUGCCUGGAGAGGGUGUACAGGAGCGAUUUGCCCUGAAACGUUUCAGGACCGAAAUCAUCGUCAGAACGUGCGGAUAAAUCACGGUCCGUUCUGAACAGGUUCAGUGCUCGAUUAUGAGAGGAUGGAAACGAUUCGGGACAAACAAAAUAAAUGUCGAUGUGUCCGCAUAAUGAUGUCAAUAACUAUCGGAACAAGAAGUUCAUGUCAACGGGCGGUCUUCGUGAAAGAUUAAACAGAAGCCUAAAUGCAUUCACACAUCCCGGGCACUGAAUUUUAUGUACUUGUACAAUUACUACAAGACUGUUUCUGGAAAAUAUCAAUUUACUAUAUGCGUCUUUUUUAUCGCGAUUGUUUCUUUUUUUACCAAACUCUGUGAACUUCAAUUAAAAUAUUUUUAGAGGAAA
Molecule: messenger RNA, 1492 nt
Organism: Dufourea novaeangliae
Lineage: Eukaryota; Metazoa; Arthropoda; Insecta; Hymenoptera; Halictidae
Product: fumarylacetoacetate hydrolase domain-containing protein 2A
Exons: 6
Coding region: 79-1083 (334 amino acids)
Molecular function (GO): hydro-lyase activity
Source: RefSeq, a predicted model, not a curated record